AAGGGAACACUACUCGCAUACAGAGGUGCUGCAAGAGGAGGGGCAACACAGGUAGCUUCAGCGUCGCAUUCCUGAAGUACAACUUAUUGUUGUUCGGAGCUGCAGUCAGUCAAGACUCUGGGUUUUCUGUCUGAAGAAAUAUUAUACUAAGUUCGUCAGGUCUUCUCAACAACUUACUCUAAUACUGACAUGUCUUCUGUCAGCUGCCUGCUAUAUGAAGAUCAGUUCCUCUGCUCCAUCUGUCUGGAUGUGUUCAGGGAUCCAGUCAGCACACCAUGUGGACACAACUUCUGUAAUACCUGCAUCAUUGACCACUGGAAUAGUAAUGACAAAUACCAGUGUCCUAUGUGUAAAGAGGCUUUUGCCACAAGACCAGAUUUGAAAGUGAAUACUUUACUCUCUGAGAUGGUCGCUCAGUUCAGACAGUCGGCUCAACAGAAAGCCAGAAGCAGCCGCAGCAGCAGCUCAGAGCAACAAGUCUUCAAACCAGGAGAAGUUCCCUGUGACGUCUGCACUGAAACCAAACUGAAGGCCCUGAAGUCCUGCCUGGUGUGUCUGACCUCCUACUGUGAGACUCACCUGGAGCCUCAUCUGACAGCUUCAAGCCUGAAAAGACAUCAGCUGACCGACCCUGUGGAGAACCUGGAAGACAGGAUGUGUCCGAAGCACGAUAAACCUCUGGAGUUGUUCUGUAAGACCGACCAGACAUUUGUGUGUCUGCUCUGCCAUGUUUCAGACCACAAGAUGCAUGAUGUGGUUCCUCUGGAAAAAGAAUAUGGAGAAAAGAAGGUCAAACUGUGGAAGACAGAGGCGGAAAUUGAGCAGAUCAUCCAGAAAAGACAACUGAAGAUUCAGGAGAUCACACGGUCAGUCGACCUUGGUAAAGAAGAUGCAGACAGAGAGGUAGCAGAAGGUGUUCGGGUCUUCACUGCUCUGAAGGAUUCUGUUGAGAGAGGACUAAACGAGCUCAUUAAAAAAAUAGAAGUGAGUCAGGAAAUGGCACAGAAACAGGCUGAGGGUUUAAUCAAAGAGCUGGAACAGGAAAUCUCUGAGCUGAAGAAGAGAAGCUCUGAGGUUGAGCAUCUCUUACGCUCUAAAGACUACCUCCAUCUUCUCCGAAGCUUCCAGUCCUUUAAAUCUGCUCCCCAUACAAAGGACUGGACAGAGGUCAGUGUCUGUCAAUCAUACGAGGGGACUGUAGUAAGAAAUGUGCGCCAGCUGGAGGAGACAAUCAGUAAAGAGAUGAAGAAGCUGCUUCCUGUGGCUGAGCUGAAGAGGGUCCAGCAGUACGCAGUGGACGUGACUCUUGAUCCUGAUACAGCACAAGCUGAACUCAGACUGUCUGAUGAUGGGAAAGAAGUGAGUCAUUGUGGUGGGAAGAAGAAGAAUCUCCCGGACAAUCCAGAGAGAUUUACUAAUCGUACUUUUGUUUUAGGAAAGCAGGGUUUCUCUGCAGGCAAAUUCUGCUAUGAAGUUCAAGUUAAGGGGAAGAUAAACUGGGAUUUAGGAGUGGUCAGAGAGUCGAUCAACAGGAAGGGAGGGAUCUCAAUGAGCCCUCAGUGUGGCUAUUGGGCGAUAUGUUUGAGAAAUGGACAUAGGUACAAUGCUCAUGCGGACCCUCCAGUCAGCCUCUCUCUGAAGUCUGAGCCUCAGAAGGUGGGGGUGUUUGUGGAUUAUGAGGAGGGUCUGGUCUCCUUUUAUGACGUAGAUGCUGCAGCUCUUAUCUACUCCUUCACUGGCUGCUCCUUCAACAGGAAACUGUUGCCGUUCUUCAGUCCCUGUAAUAAUGAUGGUGGUAAAAACUCUGCACCUCUGAUCAUCUGUCCUGUCAAGGCCUGACCUUAUCAUGACUACUUUAUAGAAUAAUAAAAGCAUUGACAACAGUACAUAUACUCAUUAAAUGUGUCUUUAACCUUUCAUAUCCACAUUGUAAAUGUGUACCAGAAAACAUUUCAUAGCACAAAAGCAGCAGAAAAUAGGAUGCCAAUGGGUUACAGACAUACCAAAAACACACGCCUGGCUGAUCCAUUUUUAAAUGAAAGUAUGUGUUGUUAAUUUUUGGUAAGAAAUGCUAAUGUUUGUGAGGUAAUGUGCAGUGAUGUGGUCAAUAAUGAAAAAAGAACACCCCCUAUACACGGCUGCAUACUAAAUAAACCUACAACUUGAUUCAGAAUAUUCAUUUGACAUUUUUUAUUGAUUAAAAAAGAUUGGUCAAUUUGCGGACUAUUAGCGUAAAUUAACAGACCGCUAGAAUGUCCAGCUGGACCAAUCAGAAUUGAGUAUUCACCUAAACUGUGGAAUAAUUAGUAUUAAUGCACUGUUCUUUAUCAUUUUUUUUUAUGAGCUUUCUAUUUUUACUGUGUGUCAUAAAAGUUACGUUUUUUUUACUGUUAAAACUGAUUUUGUUUUUAAACAUCUUUUUUUGUGUGGUUUCUGUUUUGCUCCACAAUGUAGUGAUAAUUACGAAUGGUUUACUUUGUGAAUCACUGGACUGGGGAUGCACUGAUAUGCAGUUAUUUUAGUUAGAUCUUAGUUAUUGGUAUGAAUGUUAUUUAGCUCUGGGAAUUAUUCUGUUAAUCUCUUUGGAUGUUGAUACAAACCAUGUCUUUCUUCAACUUUUAUAGAAAAACGUUGAUAACAUGCAAGCCUUGUCACAAAACCAUGAACAGUGUUGGUAUUGGUAAACAACCACGUGCCUUCACAACAACAAUACAGAUAAGUAUUGAGUAUAUGAGGGAGAAUAUCAUACUCAACUGAAAAUGACAAAGAGCUACUAAUUCAAACAAUAUACAAUGUAAUGAAUAGGAAUCAUUUCUACUAUAUUUCUAGUUUGUAUCUAUUUUUGUCUUUUUUUAAUAAAAUGUUUAAUAUGAAGCAUUAUGGAUGAUUGUUCAGUCUUUGCUUGAAUAACAUAUGUACCAGAUAACAUUGAUUUUUAAUGGUUUCCUAACGUCCAUGAUAUAUAUUUUUAAACCUCUUUUAUGCUGUUGUGUUAGUGACUAUAACAGAUGCUAUCAAUUGACUUUGU
Trematomus bernacchii (emerald rockcod) is the source of this 3028-nucleotide messenger RNA. RefSeq names its product E3 ubiquitin-protein ligase TRIM39-like. Lineage: Eukaryota; Metazoa; Chordata; Actinopteri; Perciformes; Nototheniidae. The transcript has 2 exons. The coding region runs from base 190 to 1839 and encodes 549 amino acids. Gene Ontology annotation, molecular function: zinc ion binding; protein binding. The record is from RefSeq and is a predicted model, not a curated record.